This is a messenger RNA of Marmota flaviventris (yellow-bellied marmot), 302 nucleotides long. NCBI's taxonomy places the organism in Eukaryota, Metazoa, Chordata, Mammalia, Rodentia, Sciuridae. The record is from RefSeq and is a predicted model, not a curated record.
UACCUCAGGAAUUGGACAUGGAACUUAAUAGUAGAACAGAAGAGGAUGUUUUGGAGCGACUGGCUUAUGCAGAACAGUUGGUGGUGGAGCUAAAAGAAAGUAUUAGACAGAAGGAUAUUCAACUGCAGCAGAAGGAUGAAGCUCUACAGGAGGAAAGAAAAACUUCUGAUGACAAAAUUAAAAAAAUCAAAUUUCAUGCAAAAGCAAAAUUAACUGCUUUGAAUAAACACAUAGAAGAAAUGAAGGCACAAGGAGGAACUGUUCAGCCUCCAGAAUCUCAGUCAAAAGAGUCAUUCUCCAAG